UAGAUGUCCUUUUAGGUUUUUUGGGUUUAGAAACAUUGGGUUCCCGCUUUGGAGUUUGGACUGUUCGCUUCGCCGGAGCAUCACGGCCAGUCUAACUGAAACUGGUGCAAGCCAUGGCGGAUCUCUACCAUAGAUACGCUGCUCCGCCGGAACGAGGUAGUGUAGCAAAGUCCAAUUUUCCUGGUUACUUAUCAUCCGAAGCACCAUCGUUACUAUCGAAUCACACUUUUGCUCCUACUGAUUUGAGAAGCUAUUCUUCGGAUUUUCUGCUUAGAGAUAAAUCGUUGGGGUCUGUGCCGUAUGGUGUGUCUAUUUCCCAGGCCGUAUCCUUUUGCUUUUCGUGUGUCUAUUUUUGCAUGCCUGUGAAUGUUUCAGAUCUAUUUCGUCCAUUCAUUGGCUUUAAAGAAAUCAAAGUAGUUCACAAGGUGCUUAGACGCAGUGGAGAUAAGGCAAUGGUUUUAUGCUUUGCGGAGUUUGUGGAUCCAAAGUGUGCUUUGACAGCUAUGGAAGCUCUACAAGGUGAUUCUAUUAUUUCUCCAGGAGCAAAGCAAGAUUUAAUCCCCCUUGCUGUGCUGUAA
Rosa rugosa (rugosa rose) is the source of this 578-nucleotide messenger RNA. RefSeq lists its product as uncharacterized. The coding region runs from base 114 to 578 and encodes 154 amino acids. NCBI's taxonomy places the organism in Eukaryota, Viridiplantae, Streptophyta, Magnoliopsida, Rosales, Rosaceae. Gene Ontology annotation, molecular function: mRNA binding. The record is from RefSeq and is a predicted model, not a curated record. The transcript is spliced from 7 exons.